Messenger RNA from Labrus mixtus (cuckoo wrasse), 3836 nucleotides. RefSeq names its product phospholipase C, delta 4b (gene plcd4b). Lineage: Eukaryota; Metazoa; Chordata; Actinopteri; Labriformes; Labridae. The coding region runs from base 324 to 2579 and encodes 751 amino acids. The record is from RefSeq and is a predicted model, not a curated record. Gene Ontology annotation, molecular function: phosphatidylinositol-4,5-bisphosphate phospholipase C activity; calcium ion binding. Gene Ontology annotation, biological process: intracellular signal transduction; lipid metabolic process. The transcript has 16 exons.
CAGCAGCUUGGGAAUCAGGUUUCUUCGACCGAGCAGCAAGAGCUGAGAGAGAGAAGGGAGGGGAGAGGAGGCAGAGCCAGAUUUCCUUUCAGACACUCCCAUUCUUUUAAUGCCUGAGCUCAGCUAACGGUCCCUGGACUCUCCUUGGGUCUGGAACUCUCCAGAGUGACACACUACAUACCUCCCUGGACCUCAUUUCAAGCCAACCAUCCAGGGUCCUACCCCUCUGAAUCUGAAGCCCUCCACCUCUGGAGGUCUGACCUAUAACAUCCUUAGUGAGGCCUUUACUUUAGCACGUCCAUUGGCAUGAUUCAAGAAUAGAGAUGGAUACUGAAGGCCCACGUGUCCAAGAUGACCCAGAUAUCAAGGUGAUGAUGGCGGGGUCGACUCUGAGAAAGGUGAAGUCCAGGUCGUGGAAGAAGCAGCGACAUUUCCGCCUCCUGGAGGACGGUCUGACGAUCUGGUACAAGUCCAGAUGGGCGGGGAUGGGACACACCACCUUCUCUAUAACCGAGCUGGAGGCCGUGCGAGAGGGACACCAGUCAGAGGUCCUGCUGAGCAUCGCUGAAGAGUAUGCCGCUGACCUCUGCUUCACCUUGGUGUUUCAUGGUCGCCAAGGCAACCUGGACCUGGUGGCUGACUCUGCAGGGGAGGCCCGGGCCUGGAUCCACGGAGUCCGCAAACUGAUUCACAAGGCUGAAACGAUGGAUGAGAAGGAGAGGCUGGACCAGUGGGUCUGGGACUGGUUUCAUAAAGCCGACAAGAACAAAGACGGGAAGAUGAAUUUCAAAGAGGUGCGGAAGUUACUGAAGAUGAUGAACGUGGAAAUGAAUGAGGAAAAUGCUCUGCACCUCUUCACAAUGGCUGAUAAGUCGGAGAGCGGCUCUCUGGAGAUCGAGCAGUUUGUCCACUUCUACAAGAUGCUGACUCAGAGGGAUGAAGUGUGGAAGGUGUUUCAGGAUUACUCUGGAGAUGGAGAGAAGUUGAUGCUGGACGAGCUUGAGAUCUUCCUGAGGCUGGAGCAGCAGGAGGGAGACAAAAGUUCCCGGCACGCCCAGGAACUGAUUGAUCGCUACGAACCUUCUGAAUCAGCCAAGAAGCAAGGCGCCAUGUCUUUUGAUGGCUUCCAGAUGUACCUGUGCUCACAGGAGGGCUCCAUAUUUAACCCUGAGCUUCGGGAUCUUCAUCAGGACAUGAGCCAGCCGCUCAGCCACUACUUCAUCUCCUCCUCACACAACACCUACCUCCUGGAGGACCAGCUCCGGGGACAGAGCAGCCUGGAGGCGUACAUUAAGGCCCUGAAGAGAGGCUGCCGGUGUGUGGAGGUGGACUGCUGGGAUGGCAGUGACGGAGAACCCAUCGUGUAUCACGGUCACACUUUGACGUCCAAGAUUCUUUUUAGAGACGUCAUUUCAACGCUUAAAGAGUACGCUUUCAAGGUGUCACAGUUCCCUGUCAUCCUGUCCCUGGAGAAUCACUGCGGUGUGGAGCAGCAGACAGUCAUGGCCAAACACCUCACACAGAUCUUGGGUGACACACUGCUGACCACCCUGCUGGAUGGGCAGGUCCCUCAACAGCUCCCCUCUCCACAGGAGCUGAAGGGGAAAAUAUUGCUGAAAGCCAAGAAGAUCGGCGGUCCAGGAGGCUCUCUGGAUGACACCCUGACAGACGAAGUUAGCGACGAUGAAGAGACGGCCAACAGUGAUGCAGAGACGCUUUCUUCAGAUGAUCCACCUGUGAACCACAAUGCAAAGAAGUCAAAGUCCAAAUUGUCCAGGGAGCUGUCAGACUUGGUGGUUUACUGUAAGAGUGUGCACUUCCACGGCUUUGAACAUUCCCGUUUACACGCCAAAUGCUACGAGAUGUCCUCAUUCUCUGAAUCCAAGGCCAAGAAGCUUGCCAAGGACGCAGGAACACAUUUUGUUCAGCACAACACGAGGCAGCUGAGCAGAAUCUACCCCAGUGGCCUCAGGACGGACUCCUCUAACUACAACCCUCAGGAUAUGUGGAACGCUGGCUGUCAGAUAGUGGCUCUGAACUUUCAGAAGGCCGGUCUGGAAAUGGAUCUGAAUGAUGGCCUGUUCCGGCAGAAUGGCUGCUGCGGCUUUGUCCUCAAACCUCUCUUCAUGAGAGACGCAAACACUCUGUUCAGUCCAGAGAAACCAGAGGAGCGGCAAGGCAAACCACUGCGCUUAUCCAUACAGGUGAUCAGUGCGCAGCAGCUGCCAAAGGUGAACCAGAAGGAGGGCUCUAUAGUAGACCCUCUGGUCAGAGUGGAGAUCUAUGGAGUGUCACAGGACCAGGCCAGAGAGGAGACCAGUCACAUUAACAACAACGGCUUUAACCCAGUGUGGAAUGAAACUCUAAAUUUUGUCAUCCGCUCUCCUGAGCUGGCCCUGGUCCGCUUCGAGGUGGAGGACCAUGACAAGGCAUCCAGGAACGACUUCAUUGGACAGUUCACUCUACCGUUUACAUGCAUCCAAGCAGGAUAUCGCCACAUAAAUCUGCUCUCCAGAGACGGAACAGCUAUACCUCCCGCCUCUGUCUUCAUCAACAUCAGCAUCUCAGAGCUCACGUGAAGAAGAAGAAAAAUCUGAUGCUUUAGCCUAGAUGGGUUUCUGAAGAGAAGUCAUAAUUGCUGAAUUUGAUCCCUCACCAAAUUUACCAAGAAGUAAGAAAGAAACCUGGGGGCCGUAUUCACAAAGCUUCCUAUGAAAAGAAAGUGAAGAAAUGUUCUUCAAACACUGAAUAAUGAACAUUAUUGUUGGAUCAUAGUCGGGCCGAACAGACAGAAAUGAUUCAUGCAGACACAUAAAUCCAUCUAUGACUUUAUUCAGUGCAAAGUGAGACAUGCAUGUUGAGUCCCUCUACGUGUGGUUACCUCCACAGGUGCAUCCAAUCACUAGUUAAAGACCCUUUACCUGCUGAUGUAACGAUCAUCAUGUGAAGAGGCUGCUGCUCAAGUGUUUCAAAAAUAUUUUGUAGGCUAAAGCACGGCUAACAGUUUAAUCAACAGAGAUGUUCAUUUCAUAAUGUUGCCUGGUUUGUAGAUUCUAUGAUUGGGCCCAAUCAAUUGAACUGUCUUCCAUGGCCAUUAAUCCCCCAAGAGAGCACUUUUUCUAAUCAUUUUUUGGAUCAAACAAUGAAAGCUACUGAAAGGUUUUGUCAUACCUAGCAACAAGGCCGACAACACCUCCUAAACGUUUGUGUCGCUGUUCCUAAAUCACUCCUAAACUAGGAGUCCUUGCUAUUCAAACUAAGUUAGAAGCUCACUGAGAGGAUUCUCAUCAUAAUAUUUAUGAAUACGGGACCUGAAGGACACAGGGACGAUCAAUAGAGUCCACUUCUAAAUAUGUAGAAUCCGUGUUGAAUAUUAACUGCCCCUAAUUAUUUCUCUUCUAAUGUAAGAUAUUUGCAAUUCUUAAUUCUGUCAAAUUGUGAUGAAAUGAAGGAACAUGAGAGAGGGGUUGCUGCAUGUCUUGAAUGCCAAAAUAAACCUUACUGCCUUUUAAAUGACCUGUAGGCUAUAUCCUAAAAUAACAUUAAGUAACUCUGAGUGUAUGGUUCACCGUUUUACUAAUGGAGUGUAAAACAAUCGCCAAAUACCAGUAUUAUUAUAAACAUACUGAUCUGAAUUCCCAUCUCCAACAGUAGGUGGCAGCACUGUCUACAGUGUAGCGUGGUCAUUUAGUUAUAAAAUACUAAAAUAGUUUUGCAUCACGUUGUUUAAUCUACAAUGAAGUGCCUGCUGUACAAAUGACAAACAGUUAUGUUGUGUAUUCUGUAAAUCUGUGUAAACAUAGGCCUGUAAAUUAAUACAAUACUUUUUGCUCUUG